AUGUCUCCGGAAGAUGCCGCAGCAGCUAGAGAAGCUGCUCUCGAAAAAGCAAAAGAAGAUUUGAAGAGAGAUAGACGUCUCCUUAUUCGAAAUCUCAUCGCGAAUCAUGAAAUGGUUAGUAUUCAGAUCUCUGAUGCUAAUGAGCAGGCAUCCGAAGCCUUGCUCAACGAAAUUUCGACAAAUAUCGAGCAAUGGCGAGCAGACUUGGAUAUGCUUGCCAAAAUCAAUACUGAAUUGUGUGAUUUCAUUGACCCAGAGUGGACAGUGGAACAGAUCUCAGCCAAUGAUGAUGAAAUCUGCUCGGAAUAUCGAACUUCAAGGUUCGAAAUGAAUAAUUUGAUCGGAAAGUUCCGAACUAUUGAAUCAAAAUUUCGUCUCGAACAAGAGAAAAACGAUCGACAAAGUGGCAGAGCUACCCAUAGCAAGAGGUCCUUCGGUGGUGGCCACACUUCGCUAUAUUUCGAUGCUCCUGUACUCAACCCUAUGUUGAAAAUUCAAGAUAUUCCUGUUCCAAAGUUCGACGGAGUUUAUAAAAAUUAUCCUGAUUGGCACGAAGAGUUCAUAAAUAUCGUUCAUCGUAAUGAGAAUUUAGACGAUUACCAACGAAUGUUCUUAUUAAAACGGGCCUUAGUUGGCAAAGCAGAACAUUUUUUAAAGGAUUUUGGCACCAAAGGCGAAUUGUACAAGUCAGCCUUAGAUGCAAUCGAAUUUUCCUACGAUAAUCGUCGCAGAAUUAUUGCGGAGCACCUCACAGCGUUGUUCGAUUCUCCAGCAAUCAAAGUUCCAACAUUGAGGGACUCGUUGGACGAAUUAAAUCGAACCAUUCGUGGGCUCAAGGUUUGUGGCAUAAACACUGAUGCCCUUUCUCCAGUGAUUACGUUCAUGGUUUCUCGAAAGCUCCCAGAGAAAAUUCGCCUCGAUUGGGAAAAUUCCAUCCAAGAAAAGUCCAAGUAUCCUGAGCAUACUAAAUUAUUCGAAUUUCUACAAAAUCGCUGCUUCGCUUAUGAGACAGCAACCGCCUCAGCAUCGUCGUCGUCGUCGUCGUCAUCGUCGUCUGUUCCAGUCAACGAAUCGUCAAAAACAAAAGUCCAAUCGAAGUUGGUCAAAUCGAGUGGCAGUGUUCCAGCCAAAAAAUCGUUCGCAGCUGAUUCUAGUUCGUCAAAAUCAGUAGGUAGAUUACCACCUAAGUGUUUAUGUUGUGGGGAUUUACAUUAUUUAAAUCAGUGUGCUAUUUUUUGUUGUAAAUCGGUAAAUGAUAAAUUCGAAUUUGUGAAGUCACAUAGUUUGUGCUUAAAAUGUUUCAAUCCUAAUCAUAAGGUAGGGGAUUGUAAAAGAUACGACUGUGCCAAGUGUAAGGGACGCCAUAAUAUUUUAUUACAUAGAGAACCGAAUAAUGGUUCAAGUGGUCCUACAAUUACUCAAACUUCGAGUAAUAAUCAUGGUCACAGCACCAAUCAGAGUUCAGAAAGUGGUAAUUCCACUGGAAGUGGUAGUGCUUCGACUACAAACACUUCAGCUUGUGCCUUUGCAUCCUCUCGUUCAGUUAUUCUAUCCACUGCGAUAGUGAAAGUUCAGGGUAAGCAUGGAGUGACCUUGGGAAGAGUAUUAUUUGACCAAGGCUCCGAAGCUUCCUUGAUUUCAAGGGAAUUUUGCGAAAAAGCAAACUUAAAGGUUGUCAAAAGCCAAGUUACAACGAAUCUGGUUGGUAUUAACGAUAAUUCAAAAGAAUUGACUCAUUCGUCUAGAUUUGUGUUGAAAUCUAGAUACAAUUCAUUUUCGAUCGUAAUUGAUGCUGAUGUCAUCAAUAAAAUUCCUUGUUCGGUUUCUCAACAUGAUAUCUCGAAGAUUGUUGAGAAUUUUAAAUUGUUAUCGUUCGCAACAAAAUGUUUGAAUAAAGUUGGUGAAUUGAUUAAAAAAUCAUCACCUAAAGCAGCUCAAUCUAUUCAAGAUGAGUUUUAUGUUGAUAAUUGGAUGUCCGGAGCUAUGGACGAAAAUUCAGCCAUUGAAUUACAAAAAAUUGUACAUUCGUCAUUGAAAAAAUUUGGGUUUAAUUUAACCAAAUAUCAGAGCUUAUUAGGCCUGAUUUGGUCACCUGAGAGUGAUAAAUUAUCAAUAAAUAUUAAACUGGAUCAAUUACCAGAAAUAAUAACAAAAAGAGUCAUGUGA
Molecule: messenger RNA, 2166 nt
Organism: Planococcus citri (citrus mealybug)
Lineage: Eukaryota; Metazoa; Arthropoda; Insecta; Hemiptera; Pseudococcidae
Exons: 3
Coding region: 1-2166 (721 amino acids)
Source: RefSeq, a predicted model, not a curated record